Messenger RNA from Symbiodinium natans, 504 nucleotides. Lineage: Eukaryota; Dinophyceae; Suessiales; Symbiodiniaceae. The record is from the annotation of a GenBank genome assembly.
AUGACUCGCUCUGGUCUGCUCCUCGGUGCCCUGGCCCUUGCCUUUGUGACCGUUGCCUUCGUGGCGCCGCCGCGCGUGUCCACCCCUCGCAGCCUCCCUGACAAGUUGGUGCGCCCAGAGCCUCCAAGUGAUGCUGGCACCGUUGUGAUGGGAGUUCUUGCUGGACUGAUGGUGGGCCUCGCUGUGCCCGCAAGCAGCUGGGCUGUGAACGACCUGCCUGAGUUCCUACGACCCCGCAAGCAGAGGUUCUCGGUGGUCCGGCCCAGCUUCAUGCAGGGCAUCGAUGCCUCCUUGGCCGCCACAAAGCCCGGCGAGAUCGAUUUUGUCACGAGGAGCAGAAUUGAGGCGUCCUACUUUCCCCAAGUCAUUGAAGAGCUCAAGCAGGAGAAAGUCAAGCUCGAGGCAGCUCCGAGCAAGAAGGAACGAUUGGAGAAGGCCGCUCAGCAGAUGAGGGAGUACGCCAAGACGGCCCAGUUCCACAUGGCUGAGGAAGUGCAGCUGUGA